GUCAUUUUUCAGUCGCGUAGAGGUAUUCUGUGGUUCCUGGGACGCUAACUGGGUUUCUUUGUGUGUAUUUCCCCUGAAAAACAAGCCCGCAUGAGCCGUGUUUUGAGUCGCCGGUGUAUCCCCUGCCGAGCAGGCGCUGUUGGGUCACUCUGAGCGGGUAUGGGGUCACGAGCUCCAGCAGCGAGUGCAGCAGACAGCUGGCAGACGGAACGCCUGCACCUCCACUGCUGAUGCCCGUGUGUGCUGGGCUCAGACAUGCAGAUGCGGUCUGGCUGGCUUCUCCGUCUAGACUGAAGUCUCCUUGAACUAAAAAAAACAGAGAAGCAUGGACACACCAGAGAGGUGUGCCUGUCAUGCUCGGGGCUGAGGUAAAGAGCAGCUGAGGAGAAGAAGGAGAUGGGCUGCACUUCGGCCAAGCAGGUGUCUGCCGUGCCCAACGGUGAGGAGGAGCAGAAUAAAGCCUACAGCAACGGAGACCUCCUGUCUGAUGAGUACAAGAUGAAAGGAGUGGAGAAAGUCAAGUACAUCAGCGGAGAAGAGGCGGGAGAGGACGGCCAGGAAAGCACGGAAGUAAGUGCUCUCCUUGAUAAAGCUCCGCACGGAGAUGAAACAGGAUCAAAUGGAAAUGGAAAAAUUCUGAGCAUCCACUCCUCGGAAAGUCAGCAAGAAUUCUUCCGGAUGUUAGAUGAAAAAAUUGAAAAGGGCCGGGAUUACUGCUCAGAAGAGGAGGAUAUGACAUAACCCCGUUGUCACAAAUCCACACGUCCCAGUAUGAGAAACUGUCCAGCAUUAUGGAUAGACUGUGUCCCAGAGGACUCUUUGAUGUAUGUGCACGCCCGAGAAGGAAGGAGUAUUGAAACUAGCACUUUUUUCUUUUUGCCCUCCUGCCACUACCCACUCGUCUGACCAAGUUCCAGAAAGAUCAUGACAGAAAUCAGCGCCGUGGUUCUCCCAAGAGUGACAUGAGAUUUGAAGCCAUUACAGGGUAACGGAGGAUCUAACACUUUUCUUUCCUUGCUGGAAUUUCUCAGUAUAAAUAGCUGUCACCGAGACUUACUAUACACAUGUGAAAGACGCAGGCUGCUGUCAGUGUGAAUUUCCGGCAACAGGAACAACCACUGCUCUUGUGGACACUGACUCAAAUAGAAAAUAAUGCCCUUGCAUCGUUUAAUCCUUGAAAGCCUCUGCGACAAGUCAACGGGUUGGAAACUUCCUGCAUUCCAAGACGCAGUACAGACCUCUUUUCUACAGUAUGUUGGCCACUCCAGUGUUUGUCUGCUCAUAUUUGUUUCUGUUCUGAUGUAGAGUAUUUAUGUUGAAUAAGGCUCAGGGUUGAAGUGUUGUAAUCUUUGUCUCAUGUAGUUAAGUCUUUCCCCUCAUUAGAACACUGUUACACCAUUAAAAGACGCACACACACACACGCUGUCACACAUGGGUUACAGAUAGAGCCCUCUCUAGUGUCUGAUUCAUAUAAGCCUAAGAGGUGAACACCACAACUUCACACAAGUCUCAUUAUGUAUCUGAUUCACCGGUGUUAUGUUGUUGUGUUCGGUUUCUUUGUUUUGGGGUUUUUUUUUUGGUUUUCUAGGAAAAAUAAAAGUGAUUUAAGUAAUUUAUUCCCAUUGUUGUGUUGUUUUUAAAACAACCUGAUGGCAAUAGCCAUGAU
Messenger RNA from Haplochromis burtoni (Burton's mouthbrooder), 1666 nucleotides. RefSeq lists its product as uncharacterized. Lineage: Eukaryota; Metazoa; Chordata; Actinopteri; Cichliformes; Cichlidae. The record is from RefSeq and is a predicted model, not a curated record. The transcript has 6 exons. The coding region runs from base 397 to 741 and encodes 114 amino acids.